Molecule: messenger RNA, 1194 nt
Organism: Prunus armeniaca (apricot)
Lineage: Eukaryota; Viridiplantae; Streptophyta; Magnoliopsida; Rosales; Rosaceae
Source: the annotation of a GenBank genome assembly
AUGGAGGAAGAGGAUGAGUAUAGAAGGAAGGAGCGGUUGGCAUUGGUGGUCAUUGUGGUGCUUGCUUCACUGGCCGUGGCUUCCUUACUCGUCGCCUUCAGCUACUACUGCUACAUUCGCAACAAGGUCGCCAAGCGCUUCGAGAACCACAAGGGGUUUGGGAAUGAGGACAAGGGUGCUUUGUCAAAUCUGCAAGUUGCUUCCAGUAAAGGACUUCAGGUCUUCACCUUCAAGCAACUACAUUCUGCUACUGGGGGUUUCAGCAAGUCAAGUGUGGUUGGCAAAGGAGGAUUUGGGUUAGUGUACCGAGGUGUUCUCCAUGAUGGGAGGAAAGUUGCAAUUAAGUUUAUGGACGAAGCAGGAAAGCAGGGAGCAGAGGAAUUUAAAAUGGAGGUGGAGUUGCUAAGUCGGCUGUGUUCUCCAUAUUUGUUGGCGCUGCUUGGGUAUUGCUCAGAUAACAAUCACAAAUUGUUGGUAUACGAGUUCAUGGCAAAUGGUGGUUUACAGGAACAUUUGUAUCCUGGGAGUGGUCCUAAUGCUCCCUCCAUGAAGUUAGACUGGGAAACUCGGUUGAGAAUAGCUCUUGAAGCUGCGAAGGGGUUGGAGUAUCUCCAUGAACAUAUUAGUCCUCCCGUGAUUCACAGAGAUUUUAAGAGCAGUAACAUUCUCUUGGACAAAUAUUUUCAUGCCAAAGUUUCUGAUUUCGGAUUGGCCAAGCUUGGAUCUGACAAGGCUGGAGGCUAUGUUUCCACCAGAGUAUUGGGUACACAGGGAUAUGUUGCCCCAGAGUAUGCGUUAACAGGGCAUCUGACAACUAAAUCAGAUGUGUACAGUUAUGGGGUUGUGCUUUUGGAGUUGCUUACAGGCAGAGUUCCAGUUGAUAUGAAGAGACCUUCUGGAGAAGGUGUUCUUGUUUCUUGGGCUUUGCCUCAGCUGACAGAUAGGGAGCAGGUUGUUCAGAUCAUGGAUCCUGCAUUGGAGGGUCAGUACUCAUUGAAGGAGGUCAUUCAGGUGGCAGCAAUUGCUGCGAUGUGCGUUCAACCCGAGGCAGAUUACAGGCCACUGAUGGCAGAUGUUGUGCAAUCACUGGUCCCACUUGUGAAGAUUCACAGGUCAACGUCAAAGGUAGGCAGCUCUUCUAGCUUUCAUGCAACAAAGUCACCAACGCCGCAGAGUAGUAAAGCAAGUCUAUGA